GGGAGCUGGAAGCUGGAGAGAGAACGCAGGAGCCGCACGCGCAGGAGCCGCACGCGCAGGAGCAGGACGCUUCCCGGUGAAGCGGAUGGAUGAAAGCGAAUCUCCGGGACAUUCUCCUUCAUUAACACACCCUUAACACACUUCCGGUGAUGUGGAGCAUUUGGAUGAUCUUCACAGCUUCUUCUUCUUCUUCUUCUUCUUCUUCUUCUUCUGGGUUUUUCUUUUUUUUAUCUGAGGCUUAGUGUGUGUGUGUGUGUGUGCGUGCGUGCGUGUGUGAGAGAGUGUGUGUAUUUGUGAGUGUGUGUAUGUGUGUGUGUGUGUGUGUGUGUGUGUGUGUGAGUGUAUGUGUGUGUGUGAGUGUGAGUGUGAGUGAGUGAGUGUGUGUGUAAGGCGCUGCACACACCACUGUCCGCGGACAGGACAGAAUUAACACUUAUACUAAUAUUACUACUAAUAAUAAAUAAUAAUGAUGGAUAAUGAAAAGUAUUUACCGGAGCUGAUGGCAGAGAAAGACUCACUGGACCCGUCAUUUCAUCACUCCUCACGUCUCUUAGAGCAAGAGAUUGAAAAGGUUCAGAAAGGCGAGGAGAAAGAGGACGAGAAGUUCAUCGACGUCGUCAUAAACAAGAACAUGAAACUGGGUCAGAAAGUGCUGAUUCCCGUCAAACAGUUUCCCAAAUUUAAUUUUGUAGGAAAGCUACUUGGUCCACGAGGGAACUCACUAAAGAGACUACAGGAGGACACGCUGACCAAGAUGUCCAUCCUCGGCAAGGGCUCCAUGAGAGACAAAGAGAAGGAGGAGGAGUUGCGGAAGAGCGGCGAGGCUAAAUAUAAUCACCUGAACGAAGACCUUCACGUCCUCAUCGAGGUGUUUGCUCCGCCUGCUGAGGCCUACGCCCGCAUGGGCCACGCACUCGAAGAGAUCAAAAAAUUCCUCAUUCCGGACUAUAAUGAUGAAAUCAGACAAGCUCAGCUGCAGGAGUUGACGUUUUUGAACGGUGGCUCAGAGGAUGCCAAGGUCCCCGCAGUUAGAGGGAAAUCCAGCUCGAGGGCCCGUGGCACACCUGCACCCGGCUCACACAGGAGUAGAGGAGGUGUUCCUCCUCCCCACGCUGUGGUUCCUCGAGGGGCAGCACCCAGAGGAGCUCCACCAAGCCGCAUUCCAUCCAACAGGGGGAGAGCACAGAGAGGACGCGGAGCUCCGCCCCCAGUGGGAUACAGGCCGCCACCCCCUGUAGUGCAAGACUCGUACGGAGAAUACGAAUACGAUGACGGAUACGGAACAGCCUACGAUGACCAAGGGUACGACUCAUACGACAACACUUACAGUAACCAAGGACAAAACUCAGAGGAUUAUUAUGAAUAUGGACAUGGUCUAAGCGGCGAAUCCUAUGACUCAUACGGCCAGGAGAAGUGGACAAACGGCCGCAACAAGGCUCCGUCGGUGAGGACAAACAAAGGAGUGUACAGAGACCAGCCUUAUACACGAUACUGAACACUAAAGUCAGCCACGUCCACCCAUGCAUUUCCAAGUAAUGGAUUUUAUAUGGACUUCCCCGUUCCUUUUCAUUUUUUUCAGAAUAAAAUCAACCAAAACUACGAAAAAACAAAGCAUCCCAGAGAGGAAAAGGGGAAGACAGGAACGCGAUAUCGUGGGGACAUUCAGUUUGACACCGCUAGCUACCGGUUGUUGCAUGGACGAAAGAUCAUUAAACCUGUGAUCACUAAUUAUGUGUAAAAUACUCAACCAAUCAGAAUCCUUUCUAUGCCAGUAUUGAACAGUUAGGGGGUGGAUGCUAGUAGGUAGAAGGUGAUGUACACAUCAGGUGUUAAUUAAGUAUUUAGAUUUAGUCAGGUACAUUUCUAUAUAGACUUUUUGAUGAGUGAUCAACCUCAGUGUGUCCCUUGUAAAUUCUACUUAAAAACGAAAAAAAAAAAAAAAAUUGGUACACAUAACGUGUAACUUCUUUAUUUCCAAUCUUUUCUUUUCUUUUUUUUUUUUGUAAUGCGAUGUUCCUUAGCAUUAAAGGGCUUAUGGGAGCAUUUAGACAUUGUACAUAUUCAUUCUAUCCUGUUGAAGAAAGGUCACAUCGUUCUGUCUAAUAGUUCUGUUAAACGAUUGAACCUCUAAGCGGUCGGACUCAGAGUUGCCAACCAUUUGCAAAUAUAUGCAUAAACUCAUCGGCACGAGACGUCAACGUGAACUUAUCCGUAAUAAUUCUUUACCAAACUGCACAGCAAUAAGAAAACAGAGAAUUGAUAAUAGAACGUAUGCAAAACAAAGUCUCUGAACACUGAACCGAGGCUCUCUUCUUUAGGAAGAUACGUGAAGUGUCUAAUCCCCGCGGUUAGCGUAGUUUUCUUUCUUUUCUGAUAUCAUAACCUACAACAUAAUAGAAGAAAAUGUAGCUAAAUUUAUUAAACAAGCUAGAGGAUAGAAGUAGAUCACAGCUUCUUUCGAACAUUUGUUUAUUUUAUUUUAUUUAUUUUCUUCCAGAGUACAAAGUUCCCAAAGUCCGACCUACUGUACCUCAAAUUACAAAACGAACCAAAAUGUGUUAAAAUCAGAUCUGGUGGAAGGUCUAAAAUCAUGCAGAUUGGUUGGCAACUUGGCAACCUUAAUUCCAUUUCAACACAAUUAUACAUGUAAUUAUUUGAGAUUGUUUCCUUCUGAGGAAUCCACAGCUUGCAGAAGUAUUCCAGCACCAUCCAAUCUGCCACGCCAGUACAUCCAUCACCACCUUUCAGAUACAUACUGUAUACUCACACAUGCUUAUAGAGCCAGAAAGAGGCCAUAUGAGGUCUGUAAGUCUCUUCAUGACAGAUUUUAUCCACUCUACAUACGCUCAGUAGAGCUUAGGACGGAAUGAUGAGACCUCAUUCUUGUCCCUGCAGUGAAGCUUUGGUGUGUCACACUCUGUCCUGAUGAAAGGUGGCUGUUCAACCUAUCUUUCAACCCUGAAAGGUUAUUUAUGGAGAUCCCACUGAUAUCUGGUGUACCUGUUGAGUUUUAUAGUGAGCUCCAGUGAAUCAUAGAGUUUUACAUUCUCAUCCACAUUCAAAAUACCUAUUGGCUCGAAUGGUGAAGGCGCUUGCUUUGUCUUUUGUCAAAGCCAUCAUACAGUCUUGUCAGUUUGAUUUAACAACCUUCUCCUGCUUCUGAUGGUUCAGUCUUUUUGAUGAAGAUGGUAAACUGAUCAUGUCGGCCCACGACUUUCUGUCCUUAUGCUGCUUCCUGUUCAGGGUGGAUAUUUGAUUUUGACACUGCCCUUCCUAAUGCCACCUUCCUAUUUUAUCUAGGCUUGAGGACCAGCACAGGGUUAACCCACCACCGGUGCCUGAGUUGGUUCCCAGCCUAAGAAUAGAAUCUUAGAACCUGAUCACCAUCACUGCCUUUGUAACCCAUUUAUCUGUCAUUCGAUUCCUGUAUAAUGCCAACUGUUAUGAUUCACUGAUCUCUGAAGAAUUGGCUAAAUGCCCUUCUAUUACACCAAACACUCCUCAUCCAGCUCAGUCCCAUGCUUCAUGAACUUGGUAAGAUGUUACGUGGGAUCUUGUAAAGUUUGUUGCAGCAUCAAUGGUUUUAGACAAUUCCUCUGAAAGAGUCUAAAUACAAACAAAGCCAAUACUAUAGUUUCCAUAUGUAAGGCCACUCAUCUUUUUUGAAAGCCCUGGUAGAUCUUGGAAGAACUUAAAUAUUCCAGACUUUGAUUGCAUUUUGGAAGCCUGGCUUUAGCCUUAAGUUACAAACAAGACAUUUUCUUGGAACUAAGAUUUAUUAGGUGACAUACUAAUGUAAAGAGUGAAGCAAUGUUACCCCAGAAGUGGUAGAGACUGUGACGACUGCUUACUUAAUACACUUCCUGCAAUUGGUGGCUUUUUCAAAUUGGCAUAACAUUUGACUGCCAAGGGAUUUUUGGGGCUUAAGCAAUGCUUGUCUCUCUGCGUAGUACUGGAAGCUGGAAGUAGGGGAUCUUUCAAGUUGUCCUCUCACUUGCCUUAGUUUUUUUGGUUAGUGCUCCUGAUUGGUUCCAACUUGUUUCAACAUGACAAUGCCCCAUGUGCGCAAAGCCACUGAGCUCCAUGAAGGGUGUGGAGGUUAAGGUUGGAGUGAAGACCUCAUGCCCCUUUUUCACCAAAAAGAACAAGGUGCUGGUUCAGAGCUAGCGCUGGUGCUGGUUCAGAGUUGGUUCCACUGGUGAACCUUCUAAGCACCGGUUUGCCUUUCCAUCGGUUAGAGAGCAUCACAGAGCCGAGUGUGAUGUCACUGU
This is a messenger RNA of Tachysurus fulvidraco (yellow catfish), 4271 nucleotides long. RefSeq names its product KH domain containing, RNA binding, signal transduction associated 3 (gene khdrbs3). The transcript has 9 exons. NCBI's taxonomy places the organism in Eukaryota, Metazoa, Chordata, Actinopteri, Siluriformes, Bagridae. Bases 467 to 1495 code for a protein of 342 amino acids. The record is from RefSeq and is a predicted model, not a curated record. Gene Ontology annotation, biological process: regulation of alternative mRNA splicing, via spliceosome. Gene Ontology annotation, molecular function: mRNA binding. Gene Ontology annotation, cellular component: nucleus.